This is a messenger RNA of Vicia faba (fava bean), 921 nucleotides long. NCBI's taxonomy places the organism in Eukaryota, Viridiplantae, Streptophyta, Magnoliopsida, Fabales, Fabaceae. The record is from the annotation of a GenBank genome assembly.
AUGAAGCUCUCAAAUCGAAUGUUCACAAUAGCUUUAAUCUCAUCAUGGUACACAUCAAACAUUGGCGUACUCUUACUCAACAAGUACCUCCUGAGCAACUACGGAUUCAAGUACCCAAUCUUCCUAACCAUGUGCCACAUGACAGCUUGUUCGUUGUUCAGCUACGUUGCGAUUGCGUGGCUCAAAAUGGUUCCAAUGCAAACGAUUCGGUCUCGGCUUCAGUUUUUCAAGAUCGCUACUCUCAGUUUGGUUUUCUGUGUUUCGGUUGUGUUUGGGAAUGUGUCGUUGAGGUAUCUUCCGGUGUCGUUUACACAAGCUGUCGGUGCUACUACGCCGUUUUUUACUGCCGUUUUUGCUUACUUUAUGACGUUUAAAAGAGAAGCGUGGCUUACUUAUCUUGCGCUUCUUCCUGUUGUUACUGGCGUUAUUUUUGCUAGUGGGGGUGAACCAAGCUUUCAUUUGUUUGGGUUCAUAAUAUGUGUUGCAGCUACAGCGGCACGAGCCCUAAAAUCAGUGUUACAAGGAAUUUUACUUUCAUCUGAAGGGGAGAAGCUAAAUUCUAUGAACCUUCUCCUUUACAUGGCUCCAAUGGCUGUUGUUUUCCUUCUUCCUGCUACACUUUAUAUGGAAGAAAAUGUGGUUGGCAUCACAUUGGCUCUUGCCAGAGAUGAUGUGAAGAUCAUUUGGUAUCUUCUGUUUAAUUCCUCACUUGCAUAUUGUGUCAACCUCACCAAUUUCUUGGUCACAAAACACACCAGUGCUCUCACCCUUCAGGUACUCGGAAAUGCUAAAGGCGCUGUAGCAGUUGUAGUUUCGAUUCUGAUAUUUAGAAAUCCAGUUUCAGUCACCGGAAUGAUGGGUUAUUCACUUACAGUCCUCGGAGUUGUUCUUUACAGCGAAGCCAAAAAGCGAAGCAAGUGA